AUGGCCGCCGCCGCCUCCCAGCCCGUGGCUCAAGAAAAAUAUUUCCAUCAGCUGAGACAAUUUGCAGAUGCAGAGCUCAAGAAGCAAAUCAAUGAUCCAGUAUUGCUGUUUUUCAAGGCAUAUGGAACCUUGUGUUUAGGUCAAAUACAAGAUGCUAUCCUGCAGUUAGAAAAUGUUAGAAAGAACCAUUCUGAUGUGUCAUUGUGCUGUCUUUUGGCACUCAUUUAUGCACACAAGAGGUGUAAAAAUAUAGAUCUUGAAGCUGUUUUAGAGUUGAAAAACAAAUUAAAGGAAAUGAGGAAGAAUGGAAGAACUAAUGAGUUAUAUUAUGCAGGAAUGUUUUUGUGGUUAAUAGGUAAAAAUGAUAAAGCACUUGAAUACAUUGACAGAAUGCUGAAAAUGUCUUCUGGAUCUAGAGAGGGUCUUGUGCUUAAAGGUUGGAUAUAUUUUACAUCCAGUAAACAGAAUGCUGUUAAGAAAUCUAUUAAAUACUUUGAUGAAGGGAUUCAAGACACUGGUGACAUAUUUGGGAUUAUGGGAAAGGCAAGAUAUUUUAUGAUGCAGCAAAAUUAUUCAGCUGCUCUGGAAGCUGUUAAUCAAAUAAUAGUCACCUUCACUGAUUUCAUACCAGCACUCAUUCUCAAAAUGAGGCUGGUUUUGGCUCAGCAAGACUGGGAACAAACUUUAGAAAUUGCUGAAAGAAUCCUAUGCAAAGAUGGGGCCGAUAUAGACGGACAUCAGAUCCUUACUGUAAAUUAUCUUUCAAGGCUUGGCAAGUGGAAUUCUGCUUCACUUCAAAUUCGAGAUUUUAUUCAUUCUCUGAAUACUAAGGAACCUCAAAAUGCAGAAAUACAUCUUCAGAAAGCACGGGUAGUUAGUAGAUUGUGUGGAAAAAAUCAGCAAAUCUUGCAGCAAAUAUAUGGAUUUAUUGAGUAUUCAUAUGCUGAGUUGGCUUCACCAGAUGCAUGUUUUGCUAAUGAGCUGGGAUAUCAACUAAUUCUUCAGGAGAAGUGGAAAGAUGCUUCUGUAUGGUACAGAAGAGCCAUGGAGAUAGAUGAAACUAGUAUUGAUGCAAUGACAGGCAUUAUUUGGUGCCAGGUGCUGGAAGGGAAGCUAGAAGAAGCAGAGCACCAACUGGAAUUCCUCAAAGAAGUUCAUCAGUCUGGUGGAAAAUCUCCAAUUCUAAUCUAUCUUCAGGCAGUUAUUGCUUCAAGAAAAAGAAAAAGUGAAAAGAUUGUCACCGCUCUAUUGAAUGAAGCGGCAGAACUUCAUUCUUCUGCUUUGAAGGGCCUUCCUCUGAGCAUGGAAUACUAUGAAAAACUAAAUCCCGUGUUCCUGAUCAACAUUGUGAAAGAAUAUUUAGUCUUCUGUCCCAGACUACCAAUGUCACCUUACCAGAUCAUUUCCCCUCUUUUUAAACAAGUAGCCCUAGUUUUGUAUCCAGUGGUUAAAGCUGCUCCUGGGAUGUUGGAACCACUUUAUUUAGUGGCACAAUUGAAAUAUUUAUCAGGAGAAUUAGAAAAUGCGCAAGGUAUAUUGCAGCACUGCAUCAAGUUGGACCCUACAUCAGCAGAUGUUCACCUUUUAAUGGCCCAGAUCUAUCUAUCUCAAGGAAACUUAAAAGAAUGUUCCCAUUCACUGGAGCUGGGGGUUAGUCAUCAUUUUCAGAUUCGUGAUUAUCCACUGUAUCACUACAUCAAGGCUAGAGCACUGAAUAAAGCAGGAGACUAUCCAGAAGCUAUAAAAAUUUUGAAAGAGAUUGUCGGUUCACAUGUGAAGAAAUACAGUAAAAGAGUCUGUGGCACUAGGUCAACAACCAGUGAAUGGGCAUCCAUUUACUUAGAACUUGCAGAAGCUCUUCAACUAAACGGAGAACUACAUGAAGCCACUAAGAUCCUGCAGGAUGCUACUAAUGAAUUUAGCGGAACUUCAGAGGAAAUUCGUGUCACUAUUGCUAAUGCAGAUUUGGCGGUCCAUAAAGGAGAAGUGGAAACAGCGCUCAGCAUGCUAAGACAUGUCACACCAACCCAACCAUAUUACAUUGAAGCUAAAGAAAAGAUGGCUCAGAUAUACCUUCAUAUGCGAAAGGAUAAGAAGCUAUACAUUGCAUGUUAUUGUGAAAUGUGCGAAAAAUUUCCGGGUCCUCAUACUAGCCUCCUCUUGGGAGAUGCAUUCAUGAAUAUUCAACAGCCAGAGGAAGCUGUGAAAAUAUAUGAAGAAGCCCAGAGGAGGAAUUCUUUAGACUCAGUACUGGUCAGAAAAAUUGGACAUGCAUAUGUGAAAACUCAUCAGUACAGCAAGGCUGUUAAUUAUUACGAAGUAGCUGUAAAGAUGAGUGAACAAGAUUUCUUGUGCCAUGACCUUGCUGAACUCCUCCUCAAACUUAAGAAGUUUAAAAAGGCAGAAAGAGUUCUGAAUCAAGCUCUCGACCAUGACUUUGGUAUUAAUGACUUGACUUCUAUGAUAAAGGAUGUCAGGAGCCUGAUUUUGCUUGCAAAGGUUUAUGAAAACAUUGAAAAAGAAGAAGUUAUUACAACUUUGAACAAGGCGUUCGAAUUGCAACAGAGAAUACUGAAACGUAUCCCUCUGGAACAGCCUGAAUCAGUCCCUUCUCAGAAGCAGCUGGCAGCACUGAUUAAUGUCCAGUUUGCUGAGCACUACCUGAGUCAGAAGGACUACGUACAAGCUGCUAAAAGCUAUAAAAAUGCAUUAACUUAUACUCCAGCAGAUAGUAAAAUAAUACUGAAAUUGGCUCAUCUUUAUUUGGAAGAAGAAGAUCUUGAUUCAUGUGAGUAUCAGUGUGCCCUACUUCUUCAAGAAGACAAGUGCAAUGAACUUACAACAAUGAUGAUGGCAGAUAUCUGGUUCAGAAAACAGAAGUAUGAACAAGCCAUAAGUCUUUACCAGAAUGUUUUGGAAAAAUCACCAGAUAACUUUUCAGUCCUGGAAAGAUUAGUUGAUUUACUAAGAAGAACUGGUAACCUUGAUAAAACUACACUUUUCUUUAAAAUGGUGAAGAAGCAAUCCACUCGAUUAUUUUUGGAACCUGGGUAUAACUACUGCAAAGGACUCUACUGCUGGCACAUGGGACAAUCCAAUCAAGCCCUGAAAUAUUUUAACAAAGCUAGAAAAGACAGUGACUGGGGCCAGAAGGCUGUCACCAAUAUGAUUCAGAUUUGCCUAAAUCCUGAUAGUGAGGUAAUAGGAGGAGAAGUGUUUGAAAAUCUUGAUGAAGAAGAAAGUAAUUUAGAUGACAAGCAGGAAGCUGCGCAACGUGGCAUAAGAACAGCAGAAAAAUUGUUAAUGGAGUUUUGUCCUUGUUCACAAGAGGGCCAAAAUCAGCUAAAGAUGUUACGAAACUACUGUUUAAUGGCUACUAAAGACAAAAAUAAUGUAGAAAAAGCUCUCAGUGUAUUUGUAGAAAUGGCCCAAAAUGAGGAAAGUGUUCAAAUUAUUUUGGCAGUGGCCCAAGCCCAUAUGAUACUUAAGCAGACUCCCAAGGCCAGAAUUCAACUAAAACGAUUAGCAAAAGUAAACUGGACUUUGUCAGAUGCUGAAGAGUUAGAAAAAAGUUGGAUAUUAUUGUCUGAUAUAUACUGUAAAAAUGGAAAAUAUGACCAUGCAACUGAGCAACUGAAACGUUGCCUACAAUACAAUAAGUCCUGUUCAAAAGCUUAUGAAUAUUUGGGCUUUAUCAUGGAGAAAGGACAAGCAUCUGUAGAUGCUGCAAAAAAUUAUGAAUUUGCUUGGAAAUACAGUAACAAAGCAAAUCCUGCUGUUGGUUUCAAACUUGCUUUCAAUUACCUAAAAAAUAAGAGUUAUGUGGAGGCAAUAGAAGUAUGUCAUGAUGUUUUGAAGCUCUGUCCAAGUUAUCCAAAAAUUAAAGAAGAGAUUUUGAAAAAGGCACAAGCAGCAAUCAGACCCUAA
This is a messenger RNA of Rhea pennata, 3927 nucleotides long. It is a transcript of the gene TTC21A, whose product is annotated as tetratricopeptide repeat domain 21A. Gene Ontology annotation, biological process: intraciliary retrograde transport; protein localization to cilium. The transcript has 30 exons. Gene Ontology annotation, cellular component: intraciliary transport particle A. The coding region runs from base 1 to 3927 and encodes 1308 amino acids. Gene Ontology annotation, molecular function: protein binding. The record is from RefSeq and is a predicted model, not a curated record. Lineage: Eukaryota; Metazoa; Chordata; Aves; Rheiformes; Rheidae.